This is a messenger RNA of Cydia splendana, 1723 nucleotides long. RefSeq lists its product as uncharacterized. Bases 285 to 1454 code for a protein of 389 amino acids. The transcript has 12 exons. NCBI's taxonomy places the organism in Eukaryota, Metazoa, Arthropoda, Insecta, Lepidoptera, Tortricidae. The record is from RefSeq and is a predicted model, not a curated record.
GUGGAUUGUUGCAAUAAUAAUAAAAUUAAAAACACCGUCAUGUAGAAACACCGAUUUCACUGGUGUUGCAAGAUUUUUUUGAGGGAAUUUGACAUUUGGAGAGCAGAAUUAAGUUUUUGCAGUGAUAUUUUGUUAUUGUUUAUUACAUUUUCUGUAUAAUUACUGAAUAUUUGGAAGUUUACUAGGCCUGGCUAAUUCUCGAGUUGCUCUAUCAGUCCCUAACCAAAAUGUCCAUGUAUGUAUGUUUACCGAACAUUUGUUUGUGUGUGAGAGUAAGCUUGUGAAUGUCAGACGAGGAACAGGUGGCCUCAGAGACGCAGGUGCUCACGGCAGAGUUUAAAGAUGGUCAACUUGAAAUCGUGGAGGUGACUCCAUUUGACAAUAAUGAGACUAACACAGUGGAAACUAUCCUCCCCGACAUGGCCACCUUGUCGGAGAGCAGUGAAGACCAGGAGCCUAAGUACCAGAUCCUCACGGACUCCGCCCGGGGUCUGAUGCACUUGGACCUCUUAAACCUGACCCUUGUCAAGUGUGGUGACGGCGAGGAGUCAUACCGUUUAGUGACCAAUCAGGAGGCCGAAGGAGAGCUAGGAGAAACCGUCACAUGUGUCCUGCAGUCCAGUGAUGGCGAGGGUGAAGACGCGCAAAACGCCUACGUCGGCAAAAAGCAAGUAUACAUAACCAGAGAAGAUCACGACGAAUACGUCAUGGUCAACGGGGAGGACGGGCCGGUCGUCAUACUCAAAUCAUCGCUAGAGGGCGUUGAGGAAACUGAGACGCCACCGUCGAAGACUGAGAAGCCAGUUAAGGUACAGAUCACUUAUUUAACUCGUCAUUAUUAUGAACAAGAUCACGUCAUGGUCAACGGGGAAGACAGGCCGGUCGUCAUACUCAAAUCAUCGCUAGGAGGCGUUGAGGAAACUGAAACGCCACCGGCGAAGACUGAGAAGCCAGUUAAGAAGCAACUAACAGCUGUGGAGUUACUAGAAAAAGCGAAAGCCCUUCAAAAGGCCAAGGCACAAAUGGUAACCCAAAAGCGUGGUCGCAAGCGCCGCGGUACCCUCCCCCCGCCGCACGAGCUGCUAUCGUCUCCCAAUUUUAAGCUGUUCCUGUAUUCGUGCAAGCUGUGCGCUUUCAAGUGUAACGCUAUAAAGGAGCUAACAGCACAUAAGGCGGCGGAGCACGGGCCGGGCGGCGCGCGGCUGAAGGGCGCGCGCGCGGCGGCCACCACGCUGCAGUGCGCGCGCUGCCCCUUCCGCGGCGGCUCGCACUCGCAGUUAAUGAAACACGUGCAGGAGCAACAUUUAAAAGACACAAAUGCGGAAGUAUACUUGAAUUCAGCGGAAGCGGAAGCAGCGGAUGUCCUGGUCUGUGGCGCGUGCGGGUUCGAGUCCGCGUCGAGGCCCGAAUUCCGGCGCCAUAUUGAAGACAAACACAAUGUCAACGUCAGUUGAGACCUCUAACUAUUGUUACUGCUCUUAUUAAGCGUUUUAUCAACGUCAAGUAGGAUUUUGAGUCUUAGGACCAUGUUAUAAGUUUCGAUUUUGAUUGAACUUAUGAGGAGAGCGUUUCUUUUAUUUUUUGCCAUUUUUAUAUAUCAUGAUCUUUUUUGCCACUUUUGUGUUAUUUCUACUCAGAAUCACGAGUUCUUUCGAUCCUAAUGGGAUGAAAAAUGUCCCAGAGUUUUUUUCAUAUUGUGUUACCAUUUCCCCAUAUACUUUGU